AUGGAGUGUUAUUUCCAUGUCAGGCUCUGGCAUUACCAGUACCAGCAGCAAACAAAUAAGCAUCCGGACACAUACAUCAUUUUACAAACUGCUGGGGAGCUCGGGGAGCCCUGGAGGAGUUACUUCCCGGCCUUCUUCCCUGAGCAAACCUACCUCGAGGCACAAACAAACAUCUGCCCCAGGCCGGAGGGCUCUCACGCUGGGCUGCGGCGCGUUCCCCGCUCGCGGGGUCCUGGGGGUCCGUGUGUCCCCGCGCCGUCUGCGCGCCCGUGGGGAGGGCGACCCGCAGGAGUGGCAGUGCGGAGCCUGAGCGCGCCGUGCCGGCCGGUCGCGACGUCCCCCGAACAGGAAUUCGCUCGGGGCUGCGACGGCACCAGCGGCGGGGACAGGGGGCGGGGAGGCGGCCAGAUCAAAGAGAGCCGAGACUGUCCGGGCGCGUCGAGGAGCCGCCCCUCCGGGAAGGGCGGGCACAUCCCGGGCGCUGACCCCAGAGCCGCGCGGCUCCCCCGCCCCGCGCGUCCCUGCGACCGCCGGUCUCCCCCACCUCCCGCCCCCGCCCCUCGCCCCCCGCGGCCGGCGCGCUCCCGCCCUUGGAGGAGGCGAGGCCCGGCGCGAACGGACGCGCGGGAGCGGCUCCGGAGGCGUGGAGGUUCGGCGCGGAGCAGCGCCGGCAGGGAGACGAUGCCUCGACUGCCCGGCCGCGCGGGGCUCCUCCUCGGCGUGGUGCUGCUGGCGGCGCUGCUGGCCGCGGGCCGGGCUCUACCCCUGAGGAAGCCGCGGCCCCGGAGCCCCGCGAGGCUGGCGGAGGUGAGCGGCGGGGAGAGGGGUCGGCGCGGGGCCCGGGGCGCGAGCGGGGACCUCCGAGGGCGGGCGCGGGGCGGGGACCAGGUCUCAGCCUCCCCAGAUCCCAGCUCUCCUAGGGAAGAGGAGAGGACCCCCCCGCUCCCCAGAACCCGCCUCCAGGCAGGGCCACGCCAACAUAGGCGCCGGGCUCUCAGUGAGCCAGCAGCCCUGAGCCUGGACAAGGCGUCCAUGCCAAGGACCCUGGAGGACACUCCCUUGCUGCUGGAGCUGCAGAAGCUGCCAGGAUUGGCCAACACAGAUUUGACUGCCCCAAACCCCAAUAUCCAGGUGACCAUCGAGGUGGUGGAGGAUCCCCAGGCGGAGGUGGAGAUGGACCUAUUGGCUGAGCCCAGCAGUCGCUGGCCCCAGGGUGCCUCUAGCUGGCUGUCCGCCAAGGAGCUCUUCUGGCCCCUAUUCUGGAGCUACCUGGAGGGCGAGGAGGGGAGGACCAAUCUCAAGGGCAGAGCCCCAGGGGAAGAAGUGGAGGAGGAGGAUUACCCUGCAGAGUAUAGUGAGAGUGAGGACCAGGAGGACAACGAGGAGGAAGAGGAGGAGGAAGAGGAGCCUGGGUUCAGUGGGGCCACAGGCAGCUGGGAGCAGGGCUGGCUGGCCCCUGGGGACUGGGCCUUCAAGGAGCCAGACGGCUAUGACUAUGAGCUUCAAGAGGAGUGGAGCCCCUGGUCUCCCUGCAGUGGGAGCUGCGGCAGCGGCAGCCAGAGGAGGACUCGGCCCUGCGGCUACGCCUGCACUGCCACCGAGUCCCGUGCCUGCGACCUGCCCCUUUGUCCUGGCACCGAGGACAAGGACCCCUCGGGCUUCCCCGGUGAGGGGUGGCCGCCCCUGGCCCACAAUGCUACGGACAUGCUCAACCCAGAUGUGGAUAGCUGUGAGAAGUGGCUGAACUGCAAGAGUGACUUCCUAGCCAAGUACCUGAGUCAGGUGCUGCAGGACCUGCCCAGCUGCCCAUGCGCGUACCCGCUGGAGGCCGUGUACAGCGCGGUGAGCCUGCAGGAUGAGCACCGGGGCCGAAGCUUCCAGUGGAGGGAUGCCAGCGGGCCUCGAGAGCACCUGGACGUGUACCAGCCCACGGCGCGCUUCUGCCUGCGCUCGCUGCUGUCCGUGGAGAGCAGCACCCUGGCCGCCCAGCACUGCUGCUACGAUGCGGGCAGCCGGCUGCUGACUCGGGGCAAGGGCGCCGGUGCGCCUGACCUCGUCAGCACUGACUUCUCGCCCGAGCUGCACUUCAAGGUGGACACGCUGCCCUGGAUCCUCUGUAAGGGGGACUGGAGCCGCUACCACGCUGUGCGGCCUCCCAACAAUGGCCGGGCCUGCGCCGACAACCCUCCCGAGGACGAGUACCUGGCCCAGUUGCAGGAGGCCAAGCAGUACUAA
Messenger RNA from Puma concolor (puma), 2235 nucleotides. Lineage: Eukaryota; Metazoa; Chordata; Mammalia; Carnivora; Felidae. The record is from RefSeq and is a predicted model, not a curated record.